UGCGCUGCUGCUGCUGCGCUUGUGCUGUGCAGUGCCGAUACCUUUGGCCCAUUUAGUGAGGCUGCAUAUUCGUUUCCAGUCAUAAUACAUACUGAUAUAUCCUACAUACGAACUUAGUCGGCUUGCUUUUGCUUAUAGGGGUUUUUAAAAGAUGGCCAUGGAGGUGGACGAUGAUUUGGACGCGGACCAGUCUGAGCAGCCAAGUUCCACUAGCUCUGCCAGGGGAGACAAAAAACGGUUUGAAGUCAAGAAAUGGAAUGCAGUUGCCCUAUGGGCCUGGGAUAUUGUCGUGGACAACUGCGCAAUCUGCAGAAAUCACAUUAUGGAUCUCUGUAUCGAAUGCCAGGCUAAUCAGGCUUCGGCAACCAGCGAGGAGUGUACCGUAGCUUGGGGAGUAUGCAAUCACGCUUUCCACUUUCACUGCAUCUCCCGGUGGCUGAAGACUCGUCAAGUUUGUCCACUUGACAACAGGGAAUGGGAAUUCCAGAAGUAUGGGCACUGAAUGACUGGGCUUCAAGGCUUCAAAAUUUAAGCAGUGUAUGAUUUGCUGCACUUCAUAAUAAAACAUUCAAUUUUUCUACUGUC
Messenger RNA from Dermacentor andersoni, 585 nucleotides. It is a transcript of the gene Roc1a, whose product is annotated as Regulator of cullins 1a. Lineage: Eukaryota; Metazoa; Arthropoda; Arachnida; Ixodida; Ixodidae. Gene Ontology annotation, molecular function: zinc ion binding. The record is from RefSeq and is a predicted model, not a curated record.